AUGCCAAAAUUAGGACCGAACACCGAUAAAUCUUCAUAUCUGCCUUCACUUCCUCGUGAAAUUCUUGGUAAAGUGAGACGAAUCACUUUACACCUUUCACAUUCUACAGGAAUGGGUGUUUCAGUUACAGGAGGUUUAGAGCAUGGCGUUCCUAUAAUUAUUAGUGAAAUACAUUCAGGCCAACUGGCAGAACGCGUUGGUGGUAUUUAUGUUGGAGAUGCUAUUUUGGCUGUAAAUGGCAUUGAUCUCCGAGAUAAAAGACACUCGCACGCAGUUCAAAUUUUGUCCACUCAAACGGUAUGA
Molecule: messenger RNA, 303 nt
Organism: Protopolystoma xenopodis
Lineage: Eukaryota; Metazoa; Platyhelminthes; Monogenea; Polystomatidea; Polystomatidae
Source: the annotation of a GenBank genome assembly